CCUGGCAAACAACCAUUCAGCGAUUUAGUUGUUUAUUUUUUGGGCUAAUCUAAAAAGAUAACAUUUUCUUGAGUGUAUCUCGUUAGAGAUAAAAAACAAUCGAUGACGCCCGAUCAAACAUCGAUAUACAGAGUUUCAAAACAUGGAUGUUAUCGAUGUCAGCGUCUUUGUUUCUCCCCCCACCACUACUGAAAACUCCAGACAGCGUGGCGUCGCGCCCAUUUUAAAAAAAAGCUUUUUUAGACGGCAGACGAUUGAGUUGUUAUUUCCCGAUUUCGCUUGGUAAGAUGUUCCGUGCCCCAUCUUUGGGCCAUUUGGCCAGCGCUGACCAGGAAUUGGACCUCAAUUUGAUGGAGCUGCAGGAGCAAUUGUCCUGCAUGAUAGAAUCCAAUGAGAAUCUUUCGCAAAUGCCGGCUUCUGUGGUGUUCGAGAAUCCCGACGCUGUGCCCAGCAGCUCGCCCUGUGUUCUGGCAGAGAUUCAACACAAUUUCAGGGUGCUCCAACUGGACAAUAAUGCGCCACGCUUCGAAUUCCACGGCUUGGGUUGCAUGCAACAGCUUUCGAAGCGUUCCCGCCAAUCGGGAGGCGGCGGUGCUCCGUCCAAGAAAUCCAAGUCAGUUGGAGCCCUCUUCCUGGUUUCCGGUAAAAAACAGGAGCAACUCCAGCAGGAGAACAUUUGGAACCGGCAAUGCCGCCAGGAAGUGACCUCAGUGCAGCACAUUACCAUUGAAAGGCUGCGUUUGAUUGGUCUGCAUGGCGAUUGCUUGGAGCACAAUGCCGUUCUGCGUCUGAUGGAUCUGUUCAGGUCUUUGCAUGAUCACCUGAUCGCCGACUUGGGCUUUUCGCGCCAAAACUCAAUGCCCUCGGACUAUCCGUUCGAGAUGCCCGUGAAGAACGCAAUGCCCAAGAGCCUGAAUGUGCGCUACCAGCUGCAGGUGCUGUGCACCAAAGUGGACCGCUUCCUGUGCCACCAGCGUCGCACACUGGAGACGAAUCGCCACUUUGACUACGAAAAGUACACCGAAUGCGACAAGUUGCUCAAGGGAUCGGCCUCCUAUUUGCAGUGCUUCAAUCAUUUCAUGACCACCGAAAUGCGUCACCGUGGCGGGCACUUUGUGAACAGUUUUGCCAAGUUUAAUGCCCAGCGCUUGGAGAGUUUGCUGAUCGGUCUGCGCGAGUGGCUCAAGGCCUCGCAUCUCAGCGUGCACGUUUUCAACUGGGAAAUGGAUCUGGACCACCGGUAUUCGGCGGCCAUGACCGAAAGUCACAGGUCCUUGAACGAGCGGGCCAUUCUGCUGGCCGGCGCCGAAAGACAGGCAGCAAAGCCACGCGGACUGAACGCCGAGGAGAUGCUCAUUGCCAAGCGAUACCAGCUGGAGAACGUGGUCCAAUGUGCCGUCGAGCAGGACGAAUUCCUCACCGCUCUGCUAGCCAAUCCGGAGACCUACUUCCCGCCCAGUGUGGUGGACAUUUGCGGCAAAACCGUCAUCGAAGUGAGAAUGGUGGACGCCUGGAGUGAUGAGUUCGAGACCGAAAGCGGGAGCGAGAGCGGGGAGGAGUCCCCAUCUUCACCGCCAAGGAGCGAACGCCAUUUUUAUCGCUUCAGAAGUUAAUGGGAGUUCUUCUCUAAAAACAAAGAAAAAUAAUAGGAGGAGCUUACCGAGCCAGGGACAACAAAAUACCAUUUUUACAAGAAAUAUUUAAAAAGAAUUUUAUAUGCACAAAUCGACACACACACAUUUAUGUCUAAGUCAAAAAUUUAUUUUGACAUCAAACUUGCAUCAUUUUUCUACACAAACAUAUUACUUUGACCUAUAUUAACAUUUGUACAACCCAAGAUCUUAAGAAAAACGUCAUCGUUAAAGUUAAGCGUUAAUUUGUUAAUUUAAAUUACCUUUACAAGUCCGAAAAAUAUUUGUAAAACUCAAUAAUGUAAUAUUUAUUAUCUUAUUUCUUUUAUUUUACUUGAUACAUUUAAGAAUAAUUUUUGAGUGCCUGAAUUUACUUAAGAUUUGAUGUAUAUUUAUUUAACUGUGUUAUCCAAAUCAAAACGAAAAAUAUUUGAUUUUAAUAUUUUAAUACGUAUAUGUCUAAGUCUAAAAUGAUUUUGCCAUCAAAAAGGCAUUCAGUUUUACUUUAUUACAAUUCAAGAUCACAAAGAAAACGAUUUGGUUAAGGAUUUACAUAUAUUUGUUAAAAAAUGGCUAGUCUGAACAAUAUUUGUACAAUUUAAAGAGCCAAAAUCAAA
Messenger RNA from Drosophila gunungcola (fruit fly), 2248 nucleotides. It is a transcript of the gene bam, whose product is annotated as protein bag-of-marbles. The transcript has 3 exons. The record is from RefSeq and is a predicted model, not a curated record. The coding region runs from base 288 to 1613 and encodes 441 amino acids. Lineage: Eukaryota; Metazoa; Arthropoda; Insecta; Diptera; Drosophilidae.